AUGGGGACAGAACGCAGAGAGAAGUUGCAGUUUCAAAUCAUCUACUUCAAUUUUGAAACGGUGCAGGUUACCUGGAACGCGAGUGAAUUCUCUGGGGUAAACCUCACUUUCUUCUACACAUUCAGCAGCAAUGGGGAAUACGACCAAUGCACCAGGUAUAUUCUUCAACAUGGCCACACGGUCGGCUGCCUCCUGGACACGAAAGAUGAUGAGAUUCUGUAUUUUUCCAUCAGGAACGGGCCACAGCCUGUUCUCACGGAAAGUCGGUGGAUCAAUGAAUAUGUGAAGCCCAGCUCCCCAAGAGACCUGCACUUCCUGUGGUGCGGUGAGCAGGUCACCGUGACGUGUUCCGACCUGCCCUACACUGACCUUGUGUAUGAGGUCCAGCACAGAAGUACCUUCGACACCACCUGGCAGCAUCAUUUAAUUUCAGAUUCAUGCCCAGAGGAGCAAAAGGGUGUCCAACCCAAAUUGCCCAGAUUUAUAUUAAUUUGUAGCCUGGUCUCUCUGCUGACAAUGUGGCUCCUUCUCCUGUCUUUGUGGAAGCUGAGGAGAGUGAAGAAUCUUCUUAUUCCCAGCAUUCCAGACCCAAAGGCCUCCUUCCCUGGGCUCUUCGAGCAGCACCAAGGAAACUUUCAGGAGUGGAUCAAAGACACCCAGAACGUGGCCCAGCUGAAUAAGAUGGGGAGUGGCGGGGAACAGGACUGUGGCCCCGAGGAUGCCCUGGUGGUCCAGGUGGCCAAUGUCCCCAAGAUGAUGGGUACUGUGUGCCCGAAGAUGGGGGACGGGGAGUCCUCUGGGGAUUCCCUCCAGUUCCCUCACCAGCUACCCAAAGGCGGCGACGUGGUCUCCCUUGGGGGAUUCACAUUCGUGACAAGUGACAACUCCUACGUGAUGUUAUGA
Messenger RNA from Otolemur garnettii (small-eared galago), 903 nucleotides. It is a transcript of the gene CRLF2, whose product is annotated as cytokine receptor like factor 2. Gene Ontology annotation, molecular function: protein binding. The coding region runs from base 1 to 903 and encodes 300 amino acids. Lineage: Eukaryota; Metazoa; Chordata; Mammalia; Primates; Galagidae. The transcript has 7 exons. The record is from RefSeq and is a predicted model, not a curated record.